GUUAAUUUUCUCUCUCUUCACCAAAGAAAUCUGGAAAACUCUCUGAUUCUCAAACAAACCCUAGCCGCCGCCUCCUCCCUCCUUCAGUGUGUCUCCGGCGGUCGUUACAUUGCUCCACCAUCUUCAUCCUCUCCUUUUCAUUUGUAAUUAUACUCUAUCAAAUUUAUUUCAAGUCAAAGAUGAUUUUAAAUUUCCCUAUGACCAUCUUUUCGGCUAGAUCUUGACAUCCACGUACAAGCUUUUGAAAAUCCAUCACCAUAAAAAGAGUCCCCUCCAUCUUCUCUACAAAACCCAUUUAAAAAUAUCAGGAACGGACAACCUUCGCCGGUGACCACCACGCCGUAGCUUUCAACCACCGCGCCGGAAAAGAGCUUACGUGUUUUCAUCCCAAUCUUGUAUGUUGUCCAGAUCUGGGUCAGAAUUUUUACACAAACACUUAAACCUGGGCUGCUGUCUUCAUCAAGGUCAAGUUGCUUAUAUAUUUUGUUUCCAUUACAUGCAACAACAACAAUACAAAUUUCAACAAAUUUGAAAUUGGUGUAUGCAACUUGGGUAGUGAAAACGACCAAUAUAUCCUUCCAUUAGAUUUGGGUUGUUACAUUAUAUCCUCCCUUAAAAAAAUUUCACCCUUGUAAAAUUAACUCCAUACUUUCUUUUUCUUCUUUCUAAUGCUUUUUGAUCCUUAACUUGUUAUUUAUUAUUUUUUAUCUAGAAAACAAAACAAAAGACUUUGAAGUGAAGUAAAAUAGUUCUAAAUGGAAGCUAAAACACACAAAUUCUUAUUGACAAAUUAUGGCUUAUCACACCUUUCUAAAAACUUUUUUUUGCCAGUUAUACUUGGCUGUUAUACUUGGCUGAAUGCCGUCUUGCUGCCUCCUUAAGAAUUUUAAUACCGAGCACUUAGCUUAUGUGGGUUUGUUGAUCAAGGACUUUGCAUCUUUUUCUUUUGUAUUGUUAUGAAAAUAUAUCAAUGAAUAAGAUGCAAAGUCUUACUUGAUCAACAAACUCACGAAUGAUAAGCGCUCCGUAUUAAAAUCCUUGAGGGGGCAGCACAUUCAGCCAAGUAUAACUGCAAAAAUAAAUUUUUAGAAAGGUGUGAUAAGCCAUAAUUUGUCAUAGUUUAUGUGGUGUUUAGUUCCUAAUUUCAAUAAGAAUUUGUGUGAAAUUCUUUUAAAGAGGAUAAAAUGUAACAACCCAAUUCUAAUGUAAAGGAAAGGAAGGAUAUAUUGGUCGUUUUCACUACCCAAGUUGCAUACACCAAUUGGUGAGUAAUAUUUUCAUUGGAGCACAAGAGAGCCAAGGAACCGAAAUUGAAGGAUUGAUGCAGGACAAGAGUGCUUGUUGGAGACAGAGUUUUGGGUCAAGACUGCAUCAAGAGGAAGUUGUUCUUUGAGGAUGGGUACAACCCUAGGAUGGGUAUGGACGCUCUACAAGUCUUCCCGGUUAGCCAGGCUGCUGCUAACCAGCGUGCUGGUCGAGCUGGUCGAACUGGCCCUGGGGCAUGCUAUCGGUUGUAUACAGAGAGUGCUUACCUAAAUGAAAUGUUGGCCAGUCCUGUUCCAGAGAUUCAGAGAACUAACCUUGGCAAUGUCGUCUUGUUGCUGAAAUCUCUUAAAGUUGAAAAUUUACUUGACUUUGAUUUCAUUGAUCCACCUCCGCAGGAUAAUAUUCUUAAUUCUAUGUACCAGUUGUGGAUGUUGGGCGCCCUUAACAAUGCGGGGAGAUUGACUGAACUUGGCUGGAAAAUGGUUGAGUUUCCACUGGAUCCUCCACUUGCCAAGAUGCUUUUGAUGGGUGAGCAUUUCGGGUGUCUUGAGGAGGUUCUGACCAUAGUUUCCAUGCUUUCAGUACCAUCUGUUUUCUUUAGGCCAAAGGACCGAGCAGAGGAGAGUGAUGCUGCACGCGAAAGAUUUUUUGUGCCAGAAUCUGAUCAUUUAACCCUUUACAAUGUCUAUCAGCAAUGGAAACAACAUUAUUACAGAGGUGAUUGGUGCAAUGACCAUUUUUUGCAAGUUAAAGGUCUAAGAAAGGCUAGAGAGGUGAGAUCCCAGCUGCUUGAUAUUCUUAUGGUUCAUACUCUCAUGUCAGUGUGCAAUCAUCUGGUAAGGAUUAUGAUAUCCUUGCAGAAAACGUGGGAAACCGACUGUUCUUUGCAGGUGAGGCCACUUCUAGGCAAUAUCCAGCCACUAUGCAUGGUGCUUUCAUGAGUGGAUUAAGAGAAGCUUCUCGCAUUUACCAGUUAACCCCUGUUCAGCAGCCUUGUCCUAAGAAGUCCUUGUCUAAGAAUAUAGCACACAACAACGGUAUCCUGGUUAAUUUAUUCAAGAGGCCUUAUUUGGAAAUCGGAAAUUUUGCUUUCAUAUGUGAUCCUUUACACGAUGAUACACAGUCGAAGGCGAUUAUGAAAUUCACUUUUGGUGGUAUUGACGAAAGUUACAAGGAGAUUUACACUAUUUUAUCCCUUGAACAGAUGGAUCAAAUGCAGGAAAUCAGUGGAGGAGAUGAAAAUAGGUUGUUAUAUUUGACAAAAAACCUUGGGUUGAAGCUAAUGGGUUUGAGCGCUUUACUCAUUGCCGGUAAUGACGUAAUAGCUAGCGUUGCUGCCUCCCGAAAAGGUAGAUCAAGGAACCGAAAAAUUCCCCAUAAUCCAAAGAAGAAAUAAUUUGCAUAUGGGGGUGCUUGUUAUCCAGUUCUGACUUUGAAGUCUUGUAAUAGAGGAUAAUCAAAUAAUUGGAUUUUACGGGCAAACUUGUUUACCCUACUUGUAGUUGUAUUGUAAUUUGUAUCAUAUUUAUUUCAAAUUUUCAAUAAUCCCUUCAUUGGUUCCAACACCAAAUCAAGGAGAAUAUCAAAUUAAACAUAUUACAGGGUAUUAUGGUUUACAUUCUU
Medicago truncatula (barrel medic) is the source of this 2889-nucleotide messenger RNA. Its product is annotated as pre-mRNA-splicing factor ATP-dependent RNA helicase DEAH7. Gene Ontology annotation, molecular function: RNA binding; helicase activity. NCBI's taxonomy places the organism in Eukaryota, Viridiplantae, Streptophyta, Magnoliopsida, Fabales, Fabaceae. Gene Ontology annotation, cellular component: intracellular anatomical structure. The transcript is spliced from 2 exons. The coding region runs from base 1413 to 2207 and encodes 264 amino acids. The record is from RefSeq and is a predicted model, not a curated record.